This is a messenger RNA of Colossoma macropomum (tambaqui), 3823 nucleotides long. RefSeq names its product adhesion G protein-coupled receptor F5-like. Gene Ontology annotation, cellular component: membrane. The transcript is spliced from 17 exons. The record is from RefSeq and is a predicted model, not a curated record. Gene Ontology annotation, molecular function: G protein-coupled receptor activity. Lineage: Eukaryota; Metazoa; Chordata; Actinopteri; Characiformes; Serrasalmidae. Gene Ontology annotation, biological process: G protein-coupled receptor signaling pathway; cell surface receptor signaling pathway. The coding region runs from base 179 to 3154 and encodes 991 amino acids.
UUCUGCAGGUGAGAUCCACAACUGUGCAUACCUGCUAUAAACUGAUCAUCAGUGUCAAGUUACAUUGGUUGGGCUUGGUCUGAAACAAGGUCACCUCAUAUUAGGAUCCUACAUCAAGAGACCCCCCCUAGAUUCCAGAGAUCAAUAACAGUUGGAUUCAAUAAUAUGAAAGUGCAGCAUGGCUACUGCAGGGACAUCAACUCACUUGCUGAGAUUUGUUACCAUUUUGCUCAUGAACAUGUGUGUGAUGGACUCACAAGGACUGCCUGAACCUACAGACGUCACUGUACAGAUGAGUUACACUGAUGGAGAACUCACAACAGAAAGUCACACGACAGAAAAAAUAGAACACACUAUAACUUUAUCACUGACCAUAGAUGAAACGUUUGACAACUCACACACAGACAAAAACAGUCAAAAGUACCAAAAGUACAGCAGAGACAUCACGAGUUCAGUUGACAGUGCUUACAGUGCCAAACUUUCUUCAUACAAAGCUGGUUCUGCAAAAGUUAUUCAGUUCAGGCCUGGCAGUGUGAUAACAGACUUCACUAUUGUAACAACAACUGAUACACUUGAUUUUAGUGCAACAAACAAACAAUUAGCGUCUGUUCUCAGUGCAAACGGAUAUGAAGUGAGUGCAGAUUCCUUUGCUCAAACUGUGGAAAAUGGCUUAUAUGAUCCACGCAAAGGCAACAUUUACCCUGGCAAAGAUAUGGAUUUGGCCUGUGUUCCUCCAGCCUUCAGUACUGGAGGAAUAACCUGGAGUUUCAAUGAUAAAAUCAUCUCAACAGAAGUAGAUCCUAGUCAAUAUCAAAUCAGUGCUGACAGAAAAACACUCACCGUGAAAAGCACCAGUGAUCAGGACAGUGGUAAAUACGCAUGUACAACGACCUUAAACUCAAUUCCCUACAUAAUCUGGCAAAGGAUGGUAAUUCAGCCAUUGCCCAAUAUCAGAGUGACCACCUCAAAAGCUGUGUACUGUGAUGGAUCACCAAUCACACUGGAGUGCUGCGCUGAGAACAGCUACAAGACUAAGUGGAGCCUGAUCACUUCAUCUGGACCACAGAAGCUAACAGACCCAACGAUAGGCUGCAGCUCAUAUCCGUACCCAGGUUUCAGUGAAGCGGACUGUAAGGACGGGGACAAAAUUGUGACUUUCCUAUGGGAAGUCUUUGACCUCAAUGGAGACCUUUCUGAUACAAACCGCGUCAGAAUUACUGCAACAGGAAAAAGUUUGUACUGCUACGAUAAACAAUUUGGAGCUGGAAAAAUAAACGACCUACAGACUGGUUCUUGUGAUGCGGAUAGCGUUGGCACUGUGACAGCUCUCUGUACAUCCAACACAACAGACAAAGGUACCUGGAAGAUUGUGGAAGAUAACUGCAUCCUGCGUGCUCUUCAAGAACUGAUAGACAAAUCUGAGAAUUUACAAGUUGCAGACGUCCCACAGUUUACAGCUGACCUCCGGGAUGCCACCGAAUCCAAUUCUGCUAAGAUAACAGAGUCUGAACAGAAUGUCUUAACAGUUGUCAACCUAAUGAAAGUAAUUGCUACUGUCUCACAAUUACUUAUAGUUGACAAGUCCAUCAUGACGGAUUUCCUAAGAACGUCUGAUGUCAUUUCAUCAAUAUCAGCACAGCCAGCAUGGGAGCAUUUGAACCAAAUGUAUACAACACAGACUAUGAGCUCUGAACUUCUGAAGUCAACUGAGGAAAUUGGAGGCAGACUCACAGAUGACAGUUUUAGAAUAACAACAAACAGCACUCAACUGGACAGAACUAAAACCUCUGGUCCAUUUUUUGGAACAUUUGGCGUAAAUUCCACCACACAGAUAGAUAUUCCAGAGCUUAGUGGACAGACUUUGAUCACCACCAUAGUUUUCUCAGCUUUUCACAAUGUCUUACCUGUUCGAAAUGCACGCUAUGACACUUCAAUCAAUGGAGAUGUGGCUGCAAUCAUUGUGAACGAGACAGUUUACAGCAUCUCUCUUACUUUUGAUAUUAAAAAUGAGUCACUGAGAAACCCUCAGUGUGUCUUUUGGAACUACAGUCUUUUGGAUGGGGAUGGAGGAUGGGACUCAACUGGAUGUGAAAUAAAGCCUUUAGUGAAACAAAUUGGCAAGUUUAAGUGUGAAUGCAGUCACACAACCUCAUUCUCGAUCCUGAUGUCGCCAUUUUUUGUGGAUAAUCUUGUUUUGGCCUUUAUACCUUUUAUUGGUGUUGGCAUUUCGAUAAUCUGCUUAAUUUUGGCCCUCAUUAUUGAGAUCAUCGUAUGGAAGCCAUUGACCAGGAAUGACACAUCCUACAUGCGCCACGUCUCCAUAGUCAACAUCGCUCUGUCCCUCCUGAUUGCGGACAUAUGCUUCAUCAUUGGAGCAGCUAUUGUUAAAGACGGAGAACAGACACCAGUGGGUCCCUGCAGUGCAGCAACGUUCUUCAUGCACUUCUUUUACCUUGCUCUCUUCUUCUGGAUGUUACUUUCAGCACUCCUGCUCCUCUACCGGACCAUUAUGGUGUUUGCUAGAAUGUCUAAGUCCAUUAUGAUGGUCAUAGCAUUCAAUGUUGGCUAUGGGGCCCCAUUACUCAUAGCUGUCAUCACUGUGGCAGUAACAGCUGGAGGUGGAGGAUACAUCCAGGAAGAGAAUGCCUGUUGGCUGAACUGGUUCAAAACUAAGGCCCUCCUGGCGUUUGUGAUUCCUGCUCUCACCAUUAUAGUUAUAAACCUCCUGGUGCUUGUUGUGGUGAUAUAUAAGAUGUUAAGGAGGGGAGUUGGUAACGUCUCUCAGCCAGAUGAGAAACAUGCCUUAAUGAUGAUCGCCAAAUUUGUGGCCAUUUUAACCCCUCUCUUUGGUCUGACCUGGGGAUUUGGCAUCGGGACCAUGGUGACAUCUGAUUUAGGAGUUCACAUUGUGUUUGCACUCCUCAAUUUACUGCAGGGUUUCUUUGUUUUGCUGUUUGGAAUUCUGUUGGAUAGAAAGGUCCGUGAGGCACUGGCAGUAAAGCUGAGACUAAACAAUAUUAGCUCUAGCCGCAGCAGGUUACAGAGCACUGAUGCAGAGCCAUCGUCUUCUAUUGGACUGGACUUCAUUGGAAGGUCACGUCUAAACACCUACAGAAAGAAACCACACUUAAAAGUAGUCUGCUGUCCCGAGUAGCGCAACCAUCUAAGUGGCCCCAUAAUCAGGAGAUUGCAAGUUCGAUCACUGGUGAUUCUACAGCUGUCCGUGGCCGGGAGUCCAAGAGAACACAAUUGGCCUUGUUCUCUCUGGGUGGGUAGGAUGCCCCCCCACCCAGUCUCCCCCCAUCACUCAACGCGAUGCUAGUAACAGAUCUGGCAGUUGGUGCUUUCCUUGUUGCAAGAAACAGGAGGAUGGCCAGAGAUCAAUGUGCUGAUGUAAUUAGUAUAAUUUACUUCUUUAAACUGGAUGAACUGGACGCCCAGACUCCAUAUACUCAGCCAGUGUAAUGACACUGAAGCUUUACCUCUGGUAAAAACCGGCAAACCUGCCAACUCUGCAGGCCGCAGUAGUUACCCUGAGCACAGCCCACUUUUACACAGCCUCCUAUUACCAUCCACUCUACAGUAAGCUAGAGGAUUUAAAAGUGCUUUUGCAGUAGUUUAUAACAUAAAACUAAGAAAUUAAUCACACAAUCACAAAUGUAACCACAUUCAGAGCAGAUUAUAUUUAGGUUUGCGUUAAUAAAGCUAAAGGAUCUGUGGUUCCCAAGUACGGACACUCUAUGCUAAAAGAAAACAGUAUUGCUGAGAACUUCCAGGAAUUCUCAGAAAAUAGGAUCUUUCCGAUGCAAGCAAUAUUUUCAUG